Volvox carteri f. nagariensis is the source of this 342-nucleotide messenger RNA. RefSeq lists its product as uncharacterized. The record is from RefSeq and is a predicted model, not a curated record. Gene Ontology annotation, molecular function: protein binding. NCBI's taxonomy places the organism in Eukaryota, Viridiplantae, Chlorophyta, Chlorophyceae, Chlamydomonadales, Volvocaceae. The transcript is spliced from 3 exons. The coding region runs from base 1 to 342 and encodes 113 amino acids.
AUGCCAAGCAUCGCUGGUGAUACGGAUCCAGAGCUCGUAACCCUGUUAAUUGAUGGUGCGCGAUACGGCGACUUGGAAGACGUCGACAGCGCGUUAGCACAAGGCGUACAGCCAGACAGCAAAGAUGCUAUGGGCCGCACAGCCCUUCAUAUGGCUUGUGCCAACGGCCACUGCGAAGUCAUUGGUCGGCUGCUGCACGCUGGAGCGCUGACUGAUAUUCAAAACAACGAGGGCAACACUCCGCUGCACUGGGCGUGCCUCAACGGCCACAAAGAGGUGCGUCCUCGAGGGGGGCGGGGGGGGAGAGAGCGGGCGGGGGGGGACAUGCCAGGAAGCGGAUAA